Molecule: messenger RNA, 654 nt
Organism: Durusdinium trenchii
Lineage: Eukaryota; Dinophyceae; Suessiales; Symbiodiniaceae
Source: the annotation of a GenBank genome assembly
AUGUUUUGCUGCUGCGCCGCGGAGCCGGGCCCGGCGAAUGAGAUGCCGUUUGGCGGCAGCGAGGAGAAGUUCCGGGAUGCCUUCGUGAAGACCGCGCCAGCGAUGGCGUCGCCAGACUUCAUCCCAGAUGUAUUCGAGGUGAAGCUGAAGGAUGGGUCCCAUGGCAUUGUCAUUGAUGUCACCGACCCAGACUGCACCAUUAUCAAGAAUCUCCGUGCUGAAGGUGGUGCCGCAGAGUGGAACAAGACAGCCUCUGAAGGGAAAUGCGUCAAGGAGUUCGACCGCGUUCUGGAGGUGAAUGGCGUCCGUGGAUCCAGCGUGGAGAUGGCGAAAGCACUGGGCUCUGACAAUGAGCCUCUGACGCUCACCUUGCAACGCCCUGAGGAGCGAACUGUCAAACUGCAGAGGCCUGGUGAGAUUGGGGUCGUGCUGAACUACAAGAAGCUCGGCUCCAAGGCCCCGUGGAUCACCAAGAUCAGUCCCGGCCUCCUCACCCGGUGGAACGAAGACAUGCCCGACCAGGCCGUGGGCCUUCAUGACCGCGUGAAGUCGGUGAACGGAGUGACGGGAGCGCCAGAAGACCUCAUGAACGGCAUCAAGGAUUCCAAAGAAUCGUUGGAACUCUGCGUGCUGCACUACGGCUUCGGCUUCUGA